CGUCGUUUUGAUAUUGUUAUGCAGGUGGCGCUACGGACUCUGCGAAGAAGUGUUAAGAGGGAACGUUCGCAGAUCAUGGAUGUUUAAAUUCAAAGUACCAGUAUGAAGGUUACUACUUUUGACAUCUUCUUCCAGGCAUUGAUCCUAAUAUUAGACAUUCAUUUAAUUCACAGUGUGACUAUGGCUGUACCGAAGCGGGUGGGAGUUAUAGGGCAAAAAAACGUGUCUAUGGAGUGUGUCUUUGUCAUGGGAGACGAAGAGAGGUUUUCUGCAUUUACUUGGAGCAGGAAGCGAAGCAGCGAACAAGAAUUUGUGAAUCUUGCAGGCAAGGGCAGUGCAGGUCAAGUGGGGUACGACCCUGGCGGUUACUCUAUAAGGAACAGAACGGUCAUCAGCUUCAUUGGGGACACGUUCACCAUCACAUACAUGGAUGUUAGGCGCGAGGAUGAAGCUACAUACAGAUGUACCGUGAAGUACUACUUCAAUCGUAAUGUACUUACACACUCUGCGGAAAUGUUUUUUGAAGUAAAAGAGCCGUCAUUAAAUCCGUACAUAAUUGUAGGAAUUGUGGUUGGGUGCAUUGUUGCAGUCCUCUUGAUAGUAGCAGUGAUCAUAUGUAUCAGCUGCUGGCAUCUCGCUCUCGGCAUUGGAUUUGCUGGAGCCUGGUUUGGCUGUUUCAGGAUUGAAGAAGUGAACAAUCCUCGUGUUUGA
Molecule: messenger RNA, 711 nt
Organism: Gigantopelta aegis
Lineage: Eukaryota; Metazoa; Mollusca; Gastropoda; Neomphalida; Peltospiridae
Exons: 5
Coding region: 103-711 (202 amino acids)
Source: RefSeq, a predicted model, not a curated record